Lycium ferocissimum is the source of this 1395-nucleotide messenger RNA. RefSeq names its product putative germin-like protein 9-2. NCBI's taxonomy places the organism in Eukaryota, Viridiplantae, Streptophyta, Magnoliopsida, Solanales, Solanaceae. The record is from RefSeq and is a predicted model, not a curated record. The transcript has a single exon. Bases 32 to 721 code for a protein of 229 amino acids. Gene Ontology annotation, cellular component: cell wall. Gene Ontology annotation, molecular function: manganese ion binding.
UCACUAAAAUAAACUGACCCAAAUAUCAACCAUGGCCUGGAAUUUCACUAAAACUUCCCUCUUGCUCCUAAUUUCAAUUUUUACAAUUGCCAUAUCAAGAACAAUAAUAGCAAGUGAUCCUAACAUCCUUUCAGAUUUCAUUGCCCCUGAAAAUCAAACCUCUGUUGAUGCCAAUUACUUCACAUACACCGCGAUGCACGGUAUAUUUCAAAAAUCUAUUGAUACAGUUACUACAACAAAGGCUACAAAAGCAGAAUUUCCAGCUCUUAAUGGUCAAGGAGUGUCCCUAGCUGUACUUCAAUUCCCUCCGGGUUCUGUAAACCCGCCCUACCACUCUCGCGCUACUGGACUCUUUCUCCUUCUUGAAGGCGUUUUAGAGGUUGGUUUCGUCGAUACAAAGGAUGUUUUGUAUACCCAGAGACUAAAAGCAGGGGACAUUUUUCUUUUCCCUAAGGGACUACAACACUAUCAGUAUAAUUUUGAUCAUAAGAAAACAGCAGUUGGUGUAGCUGCUCUUGGUAGUGCAAGUCCUGGCACUGUUUCAUUGCCAUCCUCAAUUUUCAGUAGUGGAAUUAGUGAAUUGGUACUUGCUAAGUCAUUUAAGACUGAUGUUAAGACAAUUAAGAAGAUCAAAGCAACAACAUCAACACCCCGAUGUCAAGGCUUUCUCCAGAUUGUCAAAACGUAUGCGGGAUUUAAAUUUAAUGCGUUCAAUUUUUAAACAUUCGUACCAUUGUAUUUAUUGUACUGUUAAAAGUAUGGAUUUAGAUUUAAUAUUUCUUCAUAUUUUAGUUGGUUUUUCAUAUAUAUGUAUACAUAUAUAUCUGUACUUGUCGAAGGUGGGAUUCAAGAUGAAUCUGUAGGCAAAAGACUACAUCUGCCGCUGCAGAUUGUACAAGUGUCUUAAUUAGUCAAGUAUUGACUAUGCUAGAUCAAGAAAAUUAGUUGGUUUAAUGUUUUGUUCUGAUUGUUUGAGUGUUUUGAUUUAGUUGGGGAGAAUUCUUUGGCGGUUUGUUAUGAGAGAAUUGUUUUUGGUUUUACAACAAUAAAACCUGCUUUGGUUCCAAGGUGUUUCAUGUGAUACGUGGGGACGAAGUGGAUAGUCACUACACUGAAUUGGUUCGGUCUGUGCAAGUUAGCAGGCAUCGAGUGUUGUGACACAUCUCAUCCCAUUUUGUGGCAUGAAUUUAACCCUCUUUUCCUUCUGUUUUCCUUUGUAUUGUCCCUUAGAAAUAUUCAACAUGAUGAAGUUUACAGUAUACAUAUAUCAGCAAGUUGUUGACAAGGUCAUAUUUUAACUUCCUCAGCAAACAGAUAAGAGGGGGGGGAAAGAGAAACUUUUUGCAGUCUUGAAGGCAUUUCUUAAAGAUCUGAUAAAUGAGACUUAAUAGUAGA